Messenger RNA from Acanthamoeba castellanii str. Neff, 675 nucleotides. RefSeq lists its product as uncharacterized. The record is from RefSeq and is a predicted model, not a curated record. The transcript is spliced from 3 exons. Lineage: Eukaryota; Discosea; Longamoebia; Acanthamoebidae. Bases 1 to 675 code for a protein of 224 amino acids.
AUGGUGCAUGAGGCCUCACAGCUGCACUGGGUCCCAUCACAGAAGGUGUGCAUCAACAAGGGCAUCAGGCCAUGGCAAGGUAGGAAGAAGGGAGUGAAGGUGUACAUACUCAGUAAGCCUCACCCAAACAGCAUCAAGAUCUACAUCCUUGCUGAUGACAGCAACUACGUCUACAACUUCUGGAUCUACCUUGCCAAGGCAGUGAUGGACCAGGGCAAGCACCACUUCCUCUUCAGCUGCAAGGCCAACUACCUGUUCAAGCAGCACACAUUGCCUCAUGUCAAGGUCAAGGGUGACUCAGCCUGGACAUCAAGCAAGAAGCGCCUGCUCAUGUACUCCUACGUCAACAAGAAGCCACUCAACAUGAUCACCAACUACUACAAGAGACCACUGGCCACCAGAGAAUUCAAAGAUGGCAGAGCCAUACCCAACAUCAUCGCCAGCUACCGCAGCACCCUCAGCUACAUCGACCAGGCAAACCCAUACCACCUGUGCUAUCACUUUUGCCACUGCAUCUUCAAGCACACACAAGCACAGUUCCACACCACAUUCAUGAUCAGUGUCGUCAACUCCUGGCUCCUCUACACACAUGUCAACAAGGACAAAAAGGGUGUCAUGUUGGUGGACAUCAUCAUAUCACAAGCGCAAGCGCCAGGCUGCCAAUUCUCCCUUUGA